UUAUCACCUUGUGCACAACGUUUUUCGUUUUGAAACAGCAUCAGUCAACAAUCUUUCAGAAAUAUUAUAUAGAAAAGAGAUAAUUAAAUCGGCUAAGAUUCAGUUUACUAGAACUUCUGGGUGUGAAUAUCAACUCAUUCACUACUGUGUGAUGUGAAUGAAUGGCGAUGUAAACAAGUCGAGUCUAAGAAUGCCACUUGCUUUGGUGCGGUGUAACAAAUCGAUAUAAUGUGCAGCAUGACUAACUAAAAGAAAUCCCAGGGGAAAACCACUUGGCACAAUAUGAAUUAAUUAUCAUAAAUUAAUUAUCAUAAAACCGCUCAUCAAUCAAGUUUGUAAAAUAACUCGUCUCCGUUGUAGAAAUUGUUUCGUUUUAUUUUUAAAAACUUACAUCAAUCGGGGAUUCCCACUCCGAGCAAGGUUUAUUGCAAAAUGCGUAGGUAGAAAUAUUCGGGCUAGUCCUAUAAAACACACGUUUCCUGGUCAUAUAAUAGAGUUCCACCACAACGAGAUGGGCUGAAACAGUCACGACAAAACUGGCAUUGUCAGCAACAGGACACAGCAGGAAUAUUUUCUGUCGAAGGAUAUAUUUACUCCGGGUGACGCUAAAACGAUGAGUUGGGAAAGUAACGCAAUUGUACCUGCAGUAAACAACCCACUUGAUAGGACAGACAGACGGACAUCAGUGAGCACAACAUCACUUUAGAAUCAUAACACAGAUUGCGACUUUCUCCGCUGACGACGCAGUUAAAAGGCAUUGACUAGGCUCGCUCGUUUGCUUUGAAGCUGCAGUGGUCGACAAACAGUAUAGAUUAGGCAGAAUGGGAAAUGCUAAGUACCUGCCGAUUAUCCUGACUCUCGUAAGCACGUUGCUGGAAAUCACAGCGACUUUGGUGACGAUCCACUCGCCCGGAGGCCACGUAGGAGAGGAAUUUAACGUUCACUGCAUCGUGAGGAACCACGAUGGGUUGGCAGAGUUCUUCCGUUACAAGGAGGACGGGACAAUGGGAUUCAUCCCCAAUGGUAAUGCAACAAAGUACGGGGUCUUUCGGUGUGAUAAGACAGAGGGUGGCGUCAGUGGAGAAGACUCUGUGCUGACUGUUAUUAAGGCUACGGUUUCAGACAGCGGGAAGUACGGGUGUGUGCCUAGAGACGUGGACGGUGGAUUCAAAUGGGAUGACAAGGCGCUGAUCAACAUCACGGUCAGAUCAGCAUGCUCAGGGGCGGACGACAAAAGACCGUCGUCAUUAACAACAGACACAAACCAAGACGCAGGGUACGAUAAGAAUAAACAAUUGCGAACGGAUGGGAUCGUUGAACAAAGCUCACAGUCGCCUGUUGCAGUAAUUUUGCUAUCAGUGGGGUUCGCAGUGUCGACAUGUGUCGCAGUGGUUUUAUUUGUGAUGCUGUACCGUGAACGAAGGCAUAGAGCCAAUAGGGCUAUUUAAGGUUUGUACACAUGUAGUUCUGUAGUUAAUAUUCAUUUGGUCCUCGACAUUAAAAGCACUACAGACACUUUUAGUAAUUACUCAAAACAAUUAUAAAGAGCAAU
Molecule: messenger RNA, 1552 nt
Organism: Asterias rubens (European starfish)
Lineage: Eukaryota; Metazoa; Echinodermata; Asteroidea; Forcipulatida; Asteriidae
Exons: 8
Coding region: 822-1448 (208 amino acids)
Source: RefSeq, a predicted model, not a curated record